UCCUUAACGUGACUUCUAUUUUGAAAGUCAGAAGCGGAAGCGCUCCUCGUUGGUCGACUAUCGAGUUCGGACUAGCUGGAAUCAUCGAUAAUUGAGGUGGAAAAAAAACAACAGUGUGUUUGAAAGUGAAAUUGGUGUUGGAAGCGUCGAGUUGGUUUGAAUACGUGUUUUUCUGUCGAUAAAAUGGGGAACUGCCACACCGUUGGACCGAACGAGGCCCUUGUGGUUUCAGGUGGUUGCUGUGGCUCAGAUCAGAAGACGUAUAUUGUGGGAGGCUGGAGUUGGGCCUGGUGGCUCAUCUCUGACAUCCAGAGAAUGUCUCUGGAGGUUAUGACCAUCCUCUGUCGGUGUGAGAAUAUCGAAACUUCGGAGGGUGUUCCCCUGGAUGUGACAGGGGUGGCUCAGGUGAAGGUGAUGACAGAAAACGAGCUGCUGGGUUACGCCUGCGAACAGUUCCUGGGGAAGUCAGUCGUGGAGAUCAAGAGUGUCAUCCUGCAGACCCUGGAGGGUCACCUGCGCGCCAUCCUUGGCACCCUAACUGUUGAGCAGAUUUACCAAGACCGAGACAGAUUUGCCACUCUGGUGCGAGAGGUGGCAUCACCUGACGUCGGCCGCAUGGGUAUCGAGAUCCUCAGCUUCACCAUCAAGGAUGUAUAUGAUAAAGUGGAGUACCUGAGCUCGCUGGGCAAAACGCAGACCGCUGCAGUCCAGAGGGAUGCGGACAUCGGCGUGGCAGAGGCCGAGAGAGACGCUGGCAUCAGGGAAGCUGAGUGUAAGAGAGAAAUGAUGGAUGUUAAGUUCUUAGCUGACACAAAAAUGGCUGACUCCAAACGAGAGCUGGAAAUGCAGAAAGCGUCCUUUAAUCAGGAAGUGAACACAAAGAAAGCAGAGGCUCAGCUGGCGUACGAGCUGCAGGCGGCCAAAGAGCAGCAGAAGAUCUGCCUGGAGGAGAUCGAGAUCGAGGUGGUGCAGAGGAAGAAGCAGAUCACUAUUGAGGAGAAGGAGAUCGACCGCACCGAGAAGGAGCUGGUGGCCACCGUGAAGAGGCCCGCCGAGGCCGAGGCCUACAAGAUGCGGCAGCUGGCUGAGGGUCAGAAGAUAAAGACGGUGCUCACGGCGCAGGCGGCGGCCGACAAAAUCCGCCUCCUCGGUGAGGCCGAGGCCUCGUCCAUUAAAGCGGUGGGGAAGGCCGAGGCUGAGAAGAUGAGGCUGAAAGCUGAGGCCUACCAGCAGUACGGCGAGGCUGCCAAGACCGCGCUGGUCCUGGAGGCUCUGCCCUUGAUUGCCGGUAAGGUGGCUGCACCCCUGUCCAGGACCAAUGAGAUCGUCAUGCUGAGUGGAGACGGCAGCCGCGUGUCUGGAGAGGUCAACCGUCUAUUAGCUGAACUCCCUGUGUCCGUCAACGCCCUCACUGGGGUGGAUCUGACUAAGAUCCCUCUGUUCCAGAAGAUGGUCAGCCCACAGUGCCAAGCAGCCGUCUGAUGCACCAGGCCAGAGUCUCUGGUCCUUCAACAUUUAUCUGCCUCAAGCAUGAAGAGAGUUUUUUCAGCCUCCGGUCCCUUAUGCAACUGCCUUUGACCAGAAACACUUGACACCAAACAAGAGUUUUUUUUUUUUUUUAUACUUUUACAAGGUUUUUAAUUUUCUAAAGGAAAAAGCUGGGGCCUUACUUCUGAAGGACCAGCCUGUUAUGUAUUUUGGUUUGGAUUUAGUUUUAGACACAUUGAUCACUGCACUAGUCAGCCAGGAGUAUAUGCUGCCAACCGGUCCAGUCCUAUAAAUCAGUCAGUUGGUCCACUUUGAAUGGGGUGGUGUUAAACAUUAUUUUAGGCAGAACAACACCUCUGUCUUCAAUAGUUGGAGCUGGAAAGAGUC
Etheostoma cragini (Arkansas darter) is the source of this 1875-nucleotide messenger RNA. RefSeq names its product flotillin-2a. Gene Ontology annotation, cellular component: plasma membrane. Gene Ontology annotation, biological process: regulation of myoblast differentiation; protein localization to plasma membrane. NCBI's taxonomy places the organism in Eukaryota, Metazoa, Chordata, Actinopteri, Perciformes, Percidae. The coding region runs from base 184 to 1482 and encodes 432 amino acids. The transcript has 11 exons. The record is from RefSeq and is a predicted model, not a curated record.